AGAAAACAGAAAAGGGAGGAUUUUUUGGGGGGAGUUUGGUGUGUCCUUUUUUUUGUUUUUAAGACUCCUCUCCUUCUUUCCAGCCUUUCCCCUCGUCCUCCUCUUCUGGAGCAUUAAUGUCCGUUUUUAGGAGGCUUUAAAUGUUGAACUUGAUGGGUGUUUUAAACGCCACCGCCGCCAAUGUCUCCUGUACUUGUAACUGCAAGCGCUACACCUCCCUCCAGAGCAUGGAAAUCACCCAGCUGGAGUUCGUCCAGAUCCUGGUGAUCGUGGUGGUGAUGAUGGUGAUGGUGGUGGUGAUCACCUGUCUGCUGAACCACUACCGCCUGUCAGCACGCUCCCUCCUCUCCAGACACGCCCCCACACGCAGGAGACACCUGCCGCUGGCCAACGAGGGAUGUCUGUGGUCUUCUGAGGGUACAGGGACCAGCAGUGGUCUAAAUGAGCACCAGGUGUACAACCCACGUCCUCCAGACAGAGCGGUCCCCUCGUCCUACCUGCAGCGGGAGCCUCAGCACGCCCAGCCCCAGUCCCAGCCUCCUGCUCUGCAGUCCCAGCGCUUCCAGCACACUUACGCCCCGAGUCGCUUCCAGCCGACGUACCCCUACCUGCCCCAGAGCCUCAUCGAUCUCCCCCCAACCAUCUGCCUCUCGGACGGCGAGGAGCCCCCGCCGUACCAGGGACCCUGCACCCUGCAGCUUCGAGACCCCGAGCAACAGAUGGAGCUGAACCGCGAGUCGGUCCGAGCACCGCCCAAUCGAACAGUGUUCGACUCCCACCCCCUCGACCCAUCCAGCUCCUGUCUGCAGGCCAGACUGCAGGCCCCUCCUCCCAGCGUCCACUCGGGCGUCAGCGUCUUAGAAGCCCAGGAGGCCUUGUCUCGGCACCAGAAGCAGGGCUCUCGAGUAGAAGGAGCUCCGCCGACCUACAGCGAGGUGAUCGGGCACUACUACCACCCCACGUCCCUGACCCCCAGCAGCCACAACCAUCGGACUGUAUCGUCCUCACAAGCACCGCCGUCCUCGUUCAUACACGGCCUGCUCCGACCUCCGCCUCAGCAGCAAGGAAGCGUGGACAACAGGAACGCCAGGAAUACGAAGGAGAAAUCCCAGAAGCCCCAGCAGGUGUGACAGUACUGCUUCUUUAUUCCAAGCCCGUGUCGGGGGGAAAACCAGGAUUUUGGUCAGUAGCCAAUGAGGAACAACCUGGUGAAUGGUAAAAUCCCCUCUGAUUGGUUCAAGGGCUGGUUAGUUGUAGUCCCACUUCAUGGAUCGGACUGGGGAGCAGCUCCUCAUCUGGAAACCGCAUCGCUCCUGCAGAGCACAGUUGCAGGAGCUGGUACUUCCUGUUCCACAGCUUCUUACUUCCUGUCUGGGGAGCACUUCAGAUGAUGAUGUCAGAGAAGAAGGGCAGACGGUGCAAAGGGAAGGGCGGAUACAGAAACCUCUGUGGUCUUCUUCCCUUAACCUCGUCCCUCCUCCACUGGACUGAUCUAACUUCAUUCAUUAUAAAUAUUUACUUGUUCUGUUCGUUUCUAGAGAACUUUUUGUUUGUUUGUUCGUCUUUUUUCGCGCUUACAGAAAAUCUUUCUAUCCAGGCAAACGGCGAAAUGUUGCAAUCUUCUUGGUUCUUCCAGGUUUUUUUGUUUUUUAGUGAUAAUCCCCCUCGCUGCUUUGAUUCCAUUUAGUUCACGACUGCACAGUCCAACCUUGGCGGCGACUCCUGCACCAGGCGUUAGCUGCAUCACCGGGACGUGUCAGCGCAUGUUAGCACAUUAGGAUAUUUCCAGAAAGAGUUUAGAUUUAGUUAGCGUAAUCUUAAGCUUACAAGUCGUAGCACAGUGCUGAAAGUCCCCGAGCUCAACGUUUCUGCCUUAUAUCGACCAACCGAUGCAGGAGUCGUCACCAGAAUCCCUUUUUUAGUUUUUUAUCUUUUGUUUUCUAAAGAAGGUUUGCACAAGACUGUUCACCACAGAAAAAGAAUCCGCAAUAUGAUCGACGAGAGAGAAAACAGAGAAAGUAGGGGUAUUUUUCUAAACUUUAUAGUUUUUUUUCUGUUUUUAUAUGUUGUCUAGUUGUAGAAAAAGAACAUCAUUGAUCUGUUGGGGUGCCAACUUUCGCAUUUUUUGCUGCAUACAUGUUAUUACAUUUUUGAGUAUAUAUACACACAUGUAUGCAAACCGAGAGCGAACUUAAAAAGCACGAUUUUAGAGUUAUUUAUAUAAUUGCUGAAAAGAAUUGCACUAUUUUCUAGUAUGCGCAGAUGGAACGUGUGAGAGAGACUUUUAUUGUGAAGGAGCUCUGUGUAUUGUAAACAGACCGAGAGACCGAAAAAAAAAGCACGGGUACUCACCAGAGGGUCCGAGCAGCACAGUGCACAGCAGACGGGAACACAUCAUGGGGAGACUGGUUCAACGGACUCGGAUUAACCCAUACUGUACCAUUGAUAUAUAAAAAAAGAUAAAACAAAUCCUUCAUUUAUGCAAACGUCCAAGUCCUGCGAACCAACCACAAGUCAGCGUCCACCCUGCGGGCCCAAUCAGAAAAUCUGUUCGCAGCUCUCUCUCUCUCACCUUAUUGGCCGAAUCGAAUCCCAAAGCUGGCUGUCACUACCUCGACCAAACAAGCCAAGCACAGCUCGCUCGCGUUGAUCAGACGUUUGUCACAUCGAACAAAUGUCUGAACUAAUCACGACAAUGUGUAAUGUAACAGUAGAGUAGAGUAGAGACGUAGUCGAGUUUUUUAAUCUUGCUGUGUUUUAUUUAAUGUCAGAAUUUUUUGGGUGAAAAGAGAGAGAGACAAUGCAGAUCCAGUGACACCUAACGUCCCCUCUGUAGUGAACUACUGAGGAGAAAGGUCGCCCAAAAAUGAGUGAUACGCUGACUGUGCACUGCUGCAGUCACACACAUGCACACAUUACAUUUUCGGUCACACACCUUCGCAUCUUUCUUGCAUUCUCAGCACACACACACACACACACACACACACACACACACACACACACACACACACACACACAAUCCCCUCUGGUGAGUCUCUGUCUCUUGCAGGCAUCUCUGAGCACUUUACUGCAGCAGGAACGAGACAACAAUCUUCUGUCAGCCAGCGUCAGCAAAUUAAAAUUUAAAAAACUUAAAAAACUACGAUAGAACCCUUUAAUAUUGUAGAUUAGAUUUCCCGAACUUUAGUUCCACACUUUUAAAAGAUGCAAAGAGUUUUGCUCCGAGCUUUAAACAUCCUUCAAGUGGAAAAUAUUACUUAACAACCUGGAAGAAUGGAUUUGUCAGUCCUUUUAAGUACUUUGAAUAGUAAAACACCAGUUUCAGUGCCAGCAGCAACAUUUUCGAUACCUUACUUUGAAAAAUAUGUAAGUGUUUAGCUACAAAAUCCUUCUUGGUUGAUUGUACCACACUUGGAGCGCAGAGUGUACUCUGGGUACAGACGGAGCAGCAGAACGUCAGGCUCAGUGAAACCAUUCAUUACGCCGGGUCAAAAAGUUGCGUUUCCUCCCUCUGCCAGCCGCUCCUCCAUCGAUCUGAUCUGAUCAGCUCUGAGCGGAUCAACAGAUCAGAUAUUGAGAACUUGACUCAAACUCCACAAACUGCAGCUAAGGAGCAAAAGUUCCACCUGCGCUGAUUUUAAGGAUCUGUGACUUUAUAGAGGGGACACAGAAUGAUUAAAGAAAGCUACUACCACAAAUAGAUUCUAAUUCAGUGGGAAACACUUUAUUUUCUCAAAAAUAAGCCAAUAAGAUUGUGAAUGUGCCAACAGUUUUUCAUGCUUGGUGCUGCAGACUCGUUUAGGCAUCACAAAAAGAGCACUGGGGUUCAACAGCCAGCCAGAGUAUUGACUUUUAAUGACUUAAUUAUUUGAAUGUUUUUAUUCAUUUUCUUCCCGUGGUGGAUGAUGUUUCGCUGUCGGAGCAGAACUCUUUGUGCGUCAAACGCAGCAUGAAACGGGUUGUUGCAAACUAGACACACUGAAGUGUUGAAAAGUGACACGAGUGUUAAUAGCAACUCGUCUUUUGUUGUCUUUUAAAAAUGUGGAACUGAAGGUCGAACUAAAGUAGAAAAUUAGAGCACGUUUUUGUCUUUUAGAUGCUUCUCGUGCGAGUGUUCAGUGAGCGUCCACUCUUUUUAUGUUAAAUCGAUUUGAAAGUAGCCUUUAGUGUCCAGCCUUUAUGCAACAGCGCCCUCCAAAGGGACCGAACCGAACCGCAGCCAAAACUCACAGCUGAAUUUUGCAGCCUGAGGAGAGGAGAGACUCAAAAAGCCAAAAAAAGAGACAAAUUAUGAAUAUAUAAUCUGAUACAGUGAAUCAUAAACUUGUUGUCUUUUCUUUCUCCUGUGGCAUCGUUACAUAAGAGUCUCAGAGUGAAGCAUCUCUUUGUCUGAAAAGGUCUGGCUUUUUGUUUUGAAGUUAUUUCCAGAAUCCUUAAAGACUCUUUUAUAUGACAGAGGAUUAGGGCUUUGUUAAUGAAAAAAAACUGUUAGAUUUCAAGAAUAAAAAAAUAUU
Plectropomus leopardus (leopard coralgrouper) is the source of this 4514-nucleotide messenger RNA. RefSeq names its product prostate transmembrane protein, androgen induced 1 (gene pmepa1). The record is from RefSeq and is a predicted model, not a curated record. Gene Ontology annotation, molecular function: R-SMAD binding. Gene Ontology annotation, biological process: negative regulation of transforming growth factor beta receptor signaling pathway. NCBI's taxonomy places the organism in Eukaryota, Metazoa, Chordata, Actinopteri, Perciformes, Serranidae. Gene Ontology annotation, cellular component: Golgi membrane; early endosome membrane.